AGAGAGAGACUGUGACUGACCCGGGAUAGAGAGAGAGAGACAGUGUGACUGACCCGGAAUAGAGAGAGAGAAAACUGACCCUGGCGAAGGGGAGAGAGGCGGCGCCAUGCCCAGCGGAGAGAGCCGGGACGGCAGCGGGAGGUCACUCCGCGACAGCUUUGACAAGUUGUGUCAGGACCUGAAUAUGGACUUGGAGAGUGGGGCUGAGGCUUGGGAGAACCUUCAGAGGAUUCGCCUCAACUACACCCUGGAGGGAGAAACUCUGCACUGGCUUGCUUGUGCCUUAUAUGUAGCCUGUCGAAAAAGCAUCACGCCAACUGUCGGCAAGGGAACAAUGGAAGGAAACGGUGUGUCACUAACAAGAAUCCUGCGCUCAUCAAAGUUAAGCCUAAUUCAGUUUUUCAGCAAGAUGAAGAAAUGGGCAGAUAUGGCCAAUUUGUGCCAAGAAUUCAGGGAACGCGUGGAACAGUUGGAAAGGAAUUUUGAAGUCUCAACUGUAAUUUUCAAAAAAUUUGAACCUAUAUUUUUGGACAUGUUUCAAAAUCGUCAUGAAGAUCAGUCUCGCCUUCAAAGAAGCAGAAAACAGCGGCGCCUUCCAUGCAGCACAUCUGAUGCUUUUAGUUUUUGCUGGACCUUAUUUGUAUAUACUAAAGGCAAUUUCCGUAUGAUUGGAGAUGACCUUGUAAAUUCUUACCAUCUCUUGCUUUGUUGCCUGGAUCUCGUGUUUGGAAAUGCUUUACUGUGUCCUAAUAGAAAAGAACUGCUUAACCCAAAUUUUGAAGCAGGAUUGCCACCAGAGUUUAACAGCCAGGACUAUAAACCCCCAGUGCAACCUCCAUGUAUCAUUGACAAGCUAUGUGACUUGCAUGAUGGACUCACUGUAGAAGCAAAAGGCAUCAAGGAGCACUACUGGAAACCUUAUAUUAAAAAGCUGUUUGAGAGAAAGAUUCUGAAAGGGAACAGUGAGCUCCUCGUAGGACUUCUGGAUGUAAACAAUUUUACAGACAACAACAAAGCAAUAAACAAGGAAUAUGAAGAGUAUGUUCUGACCGUGGGGGAUUUUGAUGAGCGGAUAUUUCUGGGAGAAGAUGCUGAUGAAGAAAUAGGGACUCCUAGCAAGUCUGCAGUGGAUGUUUCAGUUGGGAAACUGUCAGCAAGAAUCCAAGUAGAGUGCAACCUUCAACAGCACUUCGAAAAAACAAAAUCUUUAGCACCUUCAACACCCUUGACAGGAAGACGGUACUUGAAGGAGAAAGAACUGGUUGUAACACCAGUGUCCUCAGCCACACAGAGCGUGAGUCGUUUACAGACCAUGGUAAUGGGACUCAAAAACACCCCAAGUGAGCUUCUGCUGCAGGUUUUCAACUCCUGUUCACGGAACCCAGUUGAAGCUAUAACAGCCCGCAUGAAAAAGAUGGGUGAGACUUUCUGCCAUCACUAUGUACAACCAAUGGAAAGCCAGGCUGGUUCUCAUAUAGAUUUUGCUAUCCGGCGGCUGAGACUUGCUGAAAUCUUGUAUUGGAAAAUCCUGGAGACAGUGAUGCUGCAGGAAAAUCGCCGAAACCCUGGGAAAGACAUGACUGUCUUACUGGAGCAAGAUAUUUUCCAUCGGUCUCUGAUGGCUUGCUGCCUGGAGAUAGUUCUCUCCUCUUAUAGUUCCCAGCGUAUAUUCCCAUGGAUUAUCGCCAUCCUGAAUCUUAGUCCUUUUUACUUUUACAAGGUGAUAGAAGUGCUGAUUCGGGCAGAGGACGGUCUUUCUCGUGACAUGGUGAAGCAUCUCAACAAUAUUGAAGAGCAAAUUUUAGAGAGUCGAGCUUGGAGCCAUGACUCAGCUCUUUGGAAAGCUUUGUUUGGAACAGACAGUAAGGUUCCAACAUGUGAAGAGGUGACUUUUCCUUCCAAUUUUGAAACUGGUAAUGGAGGUCCCACCCACCUGCCAAUGAUGCCAUUGUCUCCUAUAGUACACCCUCGAGUAAAGGAAGUUCGGACAGACAUUGCUGGGACCUUUAACAAACGAGAUAUUCCUCCUCCGGCAUCACCUCUAUCUGUUCACGAUCGAUUCACCUCGCCCUCUGCAGGGAGUGCUAAAAGGAGACUUUUUGGUGAUGACAGUGCGUUGGAUGCCCAUGUCAAUAUUGCUCAGAAUAAUGUUAGCCAAUCACCUGGACUAAGGAUCAUCCAGACACAAACUAUAACCAACGAAAACAUUACCCUGUCUCCUGGGCAAACUGUUGUAACCAUGGCAACAGCUACUGUAACAGCUACCAACGGUCAAACGCUAACUAUACCUGUACAAGGCUCCUCGUACUGA
Messenger RNA from Chiloscyllium plagiosum (whitespotted bambooshark), 2311 nucleotides. The record is from RefSeq and is a predicted model, not a curated record. Lineage: Eukaryota; Metazoa; Chordata; Chondrichthyes; Orectolobiformes; Hemiscylliidae.